UCUCAAGUACAUGCUUUAUGGCUUGAAGUGAACUAAUGAACAUUAGUGCAACACGCGUACAAUUGUUCAAGAGUAUGGACAAGAGCCGCAUUUUCCCUAGCUUCAAGUGUCGGCAACUUUAAAGCCCCUGCCGGCAUUUACUCCUUCGGCCAAAAAUUAGAGCUCCUCGGGUGACGUUAUUGCAAUUGCUAAAACCGGAGUCUUUGAAGCUGCCACUUUCCAAACGUAGGAUCUAAAAAACUUGUUUCCUCUCAACAUAACUGACAAAAUGGCUCCUCAAUUAGCAUGGAUUGGUCUUGGCAACAUGGGUAGGGGCAUGUGCAAGAAUCUGGUUGAGAAAGGCCAGCUUGAUAAGCCCUUAAUCAUAUACAACCGUACAACGAAGCGUUCCGAAGACCUCAACAAGUUACUUCCUUCCGGAAAGUCGAAAGUAGCUACCUCGAUCAAAGAUGUUGUCUCCGAAGCGGACAUUAUCUUCACCUGCGUUGGUGACGAUACUGCUAUCAAUGAAACAAUCAAUGAAGCGUUGAAGGUCGAGGCGAAGGGAAAGCUAUUCGUCGAUUGCUCCACUGUACAUCCUGAGACCUCGGACGAGUUGGCAAAGAAAGUCACUGGUGCUGGUGCUGAGUUCGUUGCAUGUCCAGUCUUUGGAGCACCAGCGAUGGCAGACAACGGACAACUUGUCUGCGUGUUGGCUGGACCAAAAGAAAGUGUCGAAAAAGUGAAGCCAUACACCAAAGGAGUCAUGGGAAGAGCAUUCGUCGAUUUUGGUGGCCAAAGGGUCGGACAAGCCACCCUCUUGAAGAUCAUUGGUAACACGUUCGUUCUCAACAUGGUCGAAGCAUUAUCAGAAGGACAUACAUUGGCAGAGAAGUCCGGUUUGGGUAGCGAGAACCUACAUCAGCUCAUCGAGACGAUGUUUCCAGGACCAUACACAGCCUAUUCAAACAGAAUGAUGUCAGGCGACUACAACCGCGAGGAGCCACUAUUUGCAGUCGACUUGGCUCGAAAGGAUGCCCGACAUGCUAUGGCUUUGGCAAAAGCAUCUGGGACUCGACUCAGAGAUGUUGAGGUAGCAGAUGCACACUUGGAGCAAGUAAAGAAACACAAGGGUGAGAAAGGAGAUAUUGCUGGAAUUUAUGGUGCCGUGAGACAAGAAGCUGGUCUGAAAUUCGAGAAGUAGACUUAUGAACAAUACAAGUAACCCUUAAUUAUGAAGUUGAAAUCAUGAAAACAAGAU
Mollisia scopiformis is the source of this 1240-nucleotide messenger RNA. RefSeq lists its product as uncharacterized. Lineage: Eukaryota; Fungi; Ascomycota; Leotiomycetes; Helotiales; Mollisiaceae. The record is from RefSeq and is a predicted model, not a curated record. The transcript is spliced from 2 exons. Gene Ontology annotation, molecular function: oxidoreductase activity, acting on the CH-OH group of donors, NAD or NADP as acceptor; NADP binding; NAD binding. The coding region runs from base 269 to 1183 and encodes 304 amino acids.